AUGGAUUUCGAGGGCGCGCUCGUGGCGCCCAUGGACUGGCAGGUGAUGCAUGACCGGCUGAUGAACCCCCAGGGCAGCCACAAUGAGGUGCUAUGCGCUGGCGGCGUCAACGUGCUGCGCUGCAACCCUUUGCAGUCAAUGACGCCUUCUGUCCGGAUCAAUGUGCAGAAGGUGGAAGCCAUGAUGAUGAACCUGUGGGGGCAUGGGAAAAUCGUUCCCUUGCUUGAGCCGGUGGACUUCGUAGCCAAGCAGCUGGUGAAUGGCAAGAUGCCGGAGCGGAUCCGCGACGACGCUGACGAGCCUGAGUUGGAGCUCUGGCGAAAGAUUCUGCUGUCCACGCAGGCCAGAUGUGUACGAGCUUCGUCGUGGGAUGAACGAUACUUCUGGAGUGUCAACAGCCGACGUCGAACAGCAGACAUAGCCAAGACAGUGACGCACUUGGCGUCGCAGAUCUGCCAGGACAUUUGGUUGUUCAAGCGCCGCAAGGAGAGCUUGCUGAACAAAACUCUGACUAACGCCGAGGUGGCCGGCCUCUACCUGCAGUUCAUGCCGGACACGGAGACGGACGAGGAGCCCAGAAGCGACGAAGGCAACAUCCAGCGAGCCUGCCAAGUGUACGAGAGGGUGCUGAGCAACAAGGUGAUCGCCAGUGUCAUCGCGUGGUCUGACACAACCCAUGGCAGCGAGGGCCCUUUCAACAGCAUUGGCAAGCUAGUGGAAAUUUCAGCCAAACUGAAGAAGAUUCCCACGCUUGAGUACUUUUUCACAUCAAUGAAGCUCGCGCUCCAACAAGACCAGCUUGAGGUCGGAGAGCUGUCCACCAAAAAGUUGCGCGGCGGAGGAGGGCAUGGUGGCAAGAUUGGCCUCUUAGAUGUUGUGAUCACGAAGAAGGCGAUGAGGGAUUUCUUGCUCAGCCGCUGGCUGGACGUGCAGAACAACAUCUCCCCGGAACACAAGGCCUUGUUGAAGAAGACCUUUGACACAGCAGAGAACUACGAGGCAAACUACAUUGCCACCAGCAAGUUGAUCGAAUUGCUGGAGUCUGUGGGUUACAAGUUUGACUCGUCGGAGAUUCCUGCGGUCAAGACGGGCAUCAAGGCUGGAAAGACAGGGCAGGAAAUUUUGGAGGAGUAUCAGCCUUACAAGCAGCUAUUGGCUGAUAUUGUCGCAGCAGCUGUGCCAGGGGUUGCGCUGCAAGACGGCGAUGAGGAUUCAACUGCUCAGUCCUCACAGGGAGCAGCAGCUGUCGCUUCAUCGACAAAGACUGAGCAACUGCAUCAGUGCACCACAAUGCAUGAAGAAGGCAUUGCUCUGGGCUCGGUGUCAGAUGGCUGGCUUGCCAUGGCUGACCGCAUCAUUGCCAAGAACGUGGUGUUGGUUGUUGAGAAAGGGCUUACGCAGACCCAGCUUCAGAAUGCCAUGAGCAAAUACGCAAUCUCAAAGAUCCGCGGCCAGAACGGAAACAACGUGGUUAUCUACUUCGAUUCCAACAACUUUGGAGAAGCAAUCACAGCGCCGCACAUCAGACGGCCGCCUCUGCAGAGCACAGUGGUAGCGAAGAUGUGGAAGGCCCUCAAAGCAAUCCGCGAGGACCCUGGCAGCCCAGGGCUAUUGCCGCCUGGUGACAUCUUGGUGCUGCUUGACGGCUGCCGGAAGACGGACGUGACAGUCGUGAACUUGUUCGGCAUGGGCAAGGACCGUCGCACAGCCGACCGUGGGCGCAAAGAGCGCGACGGAAAGACUCUCUCUCGGCAGAUCACUGUGGCGUUCGACGAGAAGUCCGUGGUUGGCCGCAAGUUCCGAAAGAAGCACAAGAAUGAUUUCUUGAGUUGCUCUCAGAGGGCGCUGCUUUUCUGGAAUGGCAGCACUACCAGCGCCUCGGCUGUUGUGGCGACAUUGCGUUUUGCUGCUUCGGCGCAGCGCAUCCCAGCCAAGACGCACAAGUUCUUCCCCGAAGCCACGAACAUGUCGGACGUGCUGGGGCCAUUUUCCCUGGAAGCGUAUCAGAACCUCCCCAAGCUUCGCAUGAAGGACAAGAAGGAGUUCUGGGGAUUGAGGCGCCGAGCAGUGGGCGGACGCACUGAAGGUGCCAAUGAGGAUAGCGAUGAUGAUGACAACGAGCCGGAUGAAGAGGUGCCUAUGCUGGAGCUGCCCAAGGUCGGUCGGGCAUGCCUGACGACAUUGUGCAGUGUGUCAAUUUCCAGCAGCUACCCAGCGCUGUGGGCGAGAGCUUCCUGCACUCCCUGA
Effrenium voratum is the source of this 2247-nucleotide messenger RNA. Lineage: Eukaryota; Dinophyceae; Suessiales; Symbiodiniaceae. The record is from the annotation of a GenBank genome assembly.